AUGAGUGAAUUUAAAGGCGAACCUUUGCAAGUUAUUACUACAACAGGUACUGACAAGGGGAAUUCCACUGAGCUUGUUGAAAGUGCUCUUUCGAGAAUUCUACUAGACAAGCGCGUGAAAAAUAAGAAAGUCGUUGUGGUUUCCGUUGUGGGCACUUUUCGCAAGGGGAAAUCGUUCCUCCUUGAUUUCUUCUUACGUUAUAUGUAUUCUAAUGAUAAAUCCAAUUGGCUUGGUGAUCCGAACGAACCACUAACUGGGUUUCAUUGGCGUGGAGGUGCUGAUAGGGACACCACUGGAAUUUACAUGUGGAGUGAACCAUUUCUUAUUACUAUUCCCUCCGGAGAAGAGGUAGCGGUUAUUUUCCUCGAUACACAAGGGUCAUUUGAUUGCCGUGCUAAUAUGAAACAAUCCGCUACCAUUUUUGCCUUGAGCACAAUGCUGAGCAGCAAGGAAAUAUUUAAUAUUAAGGAUAAUUUACAAGAGGAUUACUUGCAGCACCUACAAUUUUUUACGGAGUAUGGUAGGAUUGCUCUUGAAUCCGGAUAUGCUCAAACCCCCUUCCAGCAUCUUGAGUUCUUAAUUCGGGAUUGGGCUUUUGCUUACGAGUAUCCUUUUGGCAGGAAAGGAGGAAUGGAUCUCCUUAAUAAACGUCUCGAAGUCGAUGAUGAUACUCCCAAGGAGAACGUUCUUCUGCGAUCCCACAUCAAAUCCUGUUUCGCUGACCUCCAGUGCUAUUUGAUGCCGCAUCCGGGUCUCACUGUAGCCGGCAGUCCCACGUUCAAUGGACGCCUUGCUGAUAUUGAUACCAAUUUUAUUGAUCAGCUACGAGACUAUGUUCCAAGUAUACUUUCGCCCGAGUCUCUCACCGUGAAAAGUAUUAACGGGCAGCCUGUCACUUGUGGGGAACUCAUGGAAUUCUUUCGCGCCUACAUGAAAAUUUUCCAAAGUGAUGAACUACCCCAACCCGUGUCCAUGUAUGAAGCAACGGCCGAAGUUAAUAAUCUGAAUGCUUGCAAUAGGAGUCGGAAUCUCUAUGUGCAGGAGAUGAAUGAGGUAUGCGGACCUCGUAAAGCGUAUGUGUCAAACAAGGUGGUUGAUGAUGCUCAUCAACGUUGUCAGGAGAAAGCCUUGAAGGAGUUCAGGCGGUCUCCUAAAAUGGGUGGAGAAGAUCUAGCCGAAGGCUACGAAAAGAAGCUGAUUCAGGAGAUUGAGGAACUCUACAUGAACUACAAGAUGUCCAAUCAAAAUAAGAACACUGUUGAGCACUUCAAGACGCCCAUGGUGUUGGUAACCAUUCUCUUCUUAUUUUACUUUUUGACUGGUGUCUUGGAUGCUGUUGGCCUCUCUAUGAUCUCCAACCUCCUACUCAUUCCUUUCUGGCUGCUGCUGACAGCUCUUGGUACGUGGAUCUUUGUACGCUGUACUGGAAGUGCGACGGAAAUCGGCGAGCAGAUUGAUAAUGUGGCGCAGUCGCUUGUGGAUUAUGUAAGUUACUUCUCAGUUUUAUGUUCUCAUCUUGGUGGCGGUGUUGUUUGCCAAAUGGAAGAGGUGGGCAAGGAAUUCCUUGAUGAGCAAGAACUUGUGUUAGUUUUUCGAGGUGCCUGA
Molecule: messenger RNA, 1605 nt
Organism: Rodentolepis nana
Lineage: Eukaryota; Metazoa; Platyhelminthes; Cestoda; Cyclophyllidea; Hymenolepididae
Source: the annotation of a GenBank genome assembly